AGAACAUUUCGAGAGAUUAUGUUCCUGCAGUUUCAGGGCAAGGCAGUGUGAGACAGUGGAAUUUUCCUUCCUAAAUAGGACUCAAGUAACACUGUCAAGAUUUAGCUGCAUCUCUAGAACAAUAUCCCCUUUUGGGUAAAAACCUUCUUUAGAUCAUUUGCAUGGGUAUUGUGACUAUUCUCAGAAUGAAAACAAUGUGUGUGAUGGCCUGGCUGGGUAUCACUGCUUGGUGAGUGUGUUUUCACAGGUUGCUGCAGGUGAGUGUGUUGUUUUGUGAACUUUCCUAGAUGUUACACAUUAUAAAAUGUUGGACUAUUAUGAAGUGUUUAUGGUGUCCCUGGCUGCACAGAAGUGGGAAAUAAAAGCUGUUAAAGCUGGGGAUGAGCAUAAUGAUCCCAUGAGGAUUGCCAGUCUGCAAAAAUGUGAGGAUGGACUCCACCUGCAGUGUGAUACCUGUGUUCAGGUAUCUCUGUGUGCUGUCUGAUCUCCAUCCACUCAGUUCUUCAAAGCAGCCUUUGAUUGUGUGAGCUAGCCCUCAGAUGGACAUGUUCUCAUUGUUUGGGUUUUUACCUAUGAAUGCUGAGGGCAGAUAUGAUCUAUUUUCAUGCCACAAUAAUUCUUUGGUUCAGUAGGAAAUGUGAGAUGCAUAAAGGGGACUGGAUUUUAUUAUAAAUAAUAUAAAGGGAGCGUUAGAACUAAUGUCUCAUUCAACAGAGAUUAUUUUUUUGAUUAACUGACUGGUUUCCUACUAUGGAACAAACUUAAAUCCUUUUUAAAAUUUCAUUUCAGAAGAAGUCUAAUGGAGGAAAUAGCAUAUUAAUGCUUGUUCCAGACAGUAAUACAAACUGAAAUAGUUAUUGUACCUUUUUAUGAUUCACAAGCAGAACACGUGAUUUUUACAGCUGAGUCUCUUCCCUGUGCAGGAAUUUGGGGAACAUCCAAAUAUCAUCAAGCUGCUCGAUGUUAUCCAAGCAGAGAAUGACAAGGACGUCUACCUCAUCUUCGAGUCCAUGGAGACAGAUUUACAUGCUGUGAUUAAAAAGGGGAAUUUGCUGAAAGACAUCCACAAGUGUUACAUUCUUUACCAACUCCUGAAGGCAACUAAAUUCAUCCACUCAGGGAAUGUUAUUCACAGGGAUCAGAAGCCUUCCAACGUCCUGCUGGAUGGCCAGUGCUGUGUGAAGCUGUGUGACUUUGGGCUGGCCCGUUCCCUGUGCCAGCUGGGCGAGGAGCAGCCCAGCCCUGCCCUCACCGAGUACGUGGCCACGCGCUGGUACCGAGCGCCUGAGAUCCUGCUGGCCUCUCGCAGUUACACGAAGGGUGUAGACAUGUGGAGCAUUGGCUGUAUUCUUGGAGAGAUGCUGCUUGGGAAGCCCCUUUUUCCUGGAACAUCAACAAUGAAUCAAAUAGAGCAGAUCCUGAGGGUCAUCCCUGCUCCAUCCCCAGAAGAUAUUUUGGCUCUGCAGUCAGAGUACAAGGCCUCAGUUAUUAACCACAUGAGUUCCCGGCAGCGAGUAGCAUUUGAGGAGAUUUUCCCAUCCUCUACUCCAUUGCCUGCCUUGGAUUUGCUGAAGAAACUUCUAGUAUUUAACCCUGACAAACGGCUCACAGCAGAGGAGGCUCUGCAGCAUCCUUAUGUGAGCAGAUUCCACUGUCCUUCCAGGGAGCCCUCUUUGGAUUCUGAUGUGAUCCUUCCUUUGGGUGAUGAUGUCCAGCUGUCUGUGGCAGAAUAUAGAAAUAAAUUAUAUGAGAUGAUCCUUGAAAAGAAGUCAAAGAGCCUUCCAAAGGAGCAAAGGCAGAGAGAAAACAUUCAGCUGAGCCAGUCUGAAUCCAGCACACUUCUCCCAGGUUUCAGCUCAGUGACUGUACCCACCAGGAAAGGCCAGCAAGAACCAACACCCCCUCUUCUAAACCCUUCACACGUGCACACUGGAGCCACAGCUGGGGUCCAACCAGCAGGUUCCAGCCAGAGCAAGGAUUUGGCCAGAACUGUGUGUCAGAGAUCACAGAUUAGUGUAAUGGUAUACAACCCCAUCACACACACCACUGUGCAGAGAAAUGCAAAUCCUGGUGCUGGGAUCAGGAACUGUUCUGCACCACCUCAGCAGUCCAGAAUCUCCAACUGUGAGAAAGUAGGGAGACAAAUCACGUGGCCAGACACUCGGGUCUCUCCUACAAGUGUGCAGAAUCUUUAUAAUAAUCCCAGAAACUCUCAGUGUCACAGCAAAGAUGUUCGUCCCCUUCCGAAGCCCAGUAAAAAGAUGUUCCAGAUCACUGCAAACGUGGAAGCUGCGGGUGAUCCAAGGGCAUCCAUGGGCAGCUACUCCCAGGCCUAUGGCACCAUCAGUAAAUCUGCACUGCAGAGUCUUCCAAUAGCAAAGGCCUCCAAAACCCCUGAGCAGUGACUGUGGAGAUAUUCCACACAGAAAGCAAAUUUUCAUGAGAUACUAUUGCUGAGACAUUGUAAAGGUGUUGCCAGUUUACAGUGGGAUUACAGGAAACUUUAUAUUCCUAUGUCAAUGAUGAUUUUGGAUACCUUUUCCUCAUUAACUUGAAGCUCUUGUCUCUGUCUCUGAGGUUUUACUCUACCUGUGAUGAAUGACUGUUAUUCCCUCCCAGCUCUCUCAGUUGUUCAUGCUGCUCCAGACCUGUCACCUCAUGAGCUGCAGUUGCACUGUCAAGGAAGUCACUACUUGGCCAAGGCAGGAUUUUGCUUUAGAUGCUUAUUUCAACUCAGACUCACCUGAAAAGGCCUCCUAAAACCAAGCCCUUCUCCAUCAAAAGCACCUCAGCAGCUUCUUUCAGCUCAGUCCAUAAAGCAAGUAAUUCCCUGUCCACAAAGGAACAAACCACAAGCAAACCCACAGGCUCAGGAACUGCUAAAUACAAAAGCUGGGCCAGUGCUGCUGGAGAAGAUCAGAACCACAGAUUAGGCCAAAAUAUUGAUUACAACUAUUUUUUUUGUAUGUAAACCUUCAAAAACGUGCCUCCUAUGUCUGAUUCAUUCUGAGAUACAGAAAAAGAGUAACUUCACCUGAGAAACCACUGAGCUUUAAAUACCUUUCCCAGUUAAUACCUGUGUGUGUGUCUGUAUAUAUUUUCUGGCCCAAACUCAAAUUUUCUAUUUAUGUUUUUUUUUUUUCUGAAAUUUGAAUGGUUUUGUCUGCUGAAAUUAUUCAUUGAGUUUAACAGAGAUUAUCACUUAGUUUUGUACAGUAACAGAGACUUGUUUUUAAAGCAUGUUGGCAUUUUAAUUGUUUUAUUUGGAACAUACUGGGAU
Sturnus vulgaris (Common starling) is the source of this 3280-nucleotide messenger RNA. Lineage: Eukaryota; Metazoa; Chordata; Aves; Passeriformes; Sturnidae. The record is from RefSeq and is a predicted model, not a curated record.